Molecule: messenger RNA, 297 nt
Organism: Paramuricea clavata
Lineage: Eukaryota; Metazoa; Cnidaria; Anthozoa; Malacalcyonacea; Plexauridae
Source: the annotation of a GenBank genome assembly
AUGACUGAAGCAUUGAACGACGACAAUCAUGAGGAUAACACUGACCCAGUUAACCCUGAAAUAUCACCUUUGGACACCCAAGAAAACUUCCCCGAAAACUUCAGAAAGAAUACCAGUUCACUUCCAUCAUUUAAUUUAGCGCAAUGUACAUCCUAUUUUACCAAAACAUUCUCCGCGAUUAGUCCAAAUAAAACAUUCAAUAUUCCUAGUAGGAUCCCCAAAUUAGCUUCUUCUCAAACGCCUUUUAAGCUUGACCCCCGACCUAUCAAGAGAUUACGAACAUCCUACGUAAAAUGA